Pteropus alecto (black flying fox) is the source of this 1123-nucleotide messenger RNA. It is a transcript of the gene LIN7C, whose product is annotated as lin-7 homolog C, crumbs cell polarity complex component. The record is from RefSeq and is a predicted model, not a curated record. Gene Ontology annotation, molecular function: L27 domain binding. Lineage: Eukaryota; Metazoa; Chordata; Mammalia; Chiroptera; Pteropodidae. The transcript has 5 exons. Gene Ontology annotation, biological process: protein localization to basolateral plasma membrane; maintenance of epithelial cell apical/basal polarity; neurotransmitter secretion. Bases 64 to 657 code for a protein of 197 amino acids. Gene Ontology annotation, cellular component: cell-cell junction; MPP7-DLG1-LIN7 complex; basolateral plasma membrane.
CCCCGCCCCUCACCGCAGCCCCUCUGUCGUCAUUUCCUGUGGGUCUGUAGGCAAAGGGAGAAGAUGGCGGCGCUGGGGGAACCUGUGCGGCUGGAGAGGGAUAUUUGUAGAGCAAUUGAAUUGUUGGAAAAAUUACAAAGGAGUGGAGAAGUACCACCACAGAAGCUUCAGGCUUUACAAAGAGUCCUUCAAAGUGAAUUCUGCAAUGCUGUAAGAGAGGUAUAUGAACAUGUCUAUGAGACUGUGGACAUCAGCAGCAGUCCUGAAGUGAGAGCGAAUGCGACCGCAAAGGCUACUGUUGCUGCGUUUGCUGCCAGUGAAGGCCAUUCUCAUCCUCGAGUUGUUGAGCUACCAAAAACAGAAGAGGGCCUUGGAUUCAAUAUUAUGGGAGGCAAAGAGCAAAACUCUCCAAUCUAUAUAUCUCGAAUAAUUCCAGGUGGAAUUGCAGAUAGACAUGGGGGCCUCAAGCGAGGAGAUCAACUUCUUUCUGUUAAUGGAGUGAGCGUUGAAGGAGAACAUCAUGAAAAAGCUGUAGAACUGCUGAAAGCGGCUCAAGGAAAGGUUAAAUUAGUAGUACGAUAUACACCCAAGGUCUUAGAAGAAAUGGAGUCACGUUUUGAAAAAAUGAGAUCAGCCAAACGCAGGCAACAGACCUAAUGCAGUUCAAAACUUUAUAUUCCAUUUUGCUUAUACUUAGAGAAGUUUUACUUGUGACCUACUGAUGGCUGCAGUGCCAGUGAUUGUAAAAAACAAACUCCCCGUGAAAUGCUCCUUGCCGUUUUAUAAAUGCCUAUUUUAACAUCAUUUAUGGUUCCAGAGAUGCAUACACUUUUUUCUGACAAGAAAAAGUAAAAGGUGAUGAGGGCAAUUUUGUCCCGCUCUUUUUACAGGCCUUUUUCAAAUGCAGAUUUUGUCAUAAAGUUGUUACAGAUUUUUAAAAAUGCUUUUUUAAUAUUCAGAUGUACUUUUACAUUCUUAAUCUUUUUUUAGGAAAAAAAGUUUUCUUCCUUUGGCUGCUUAUUUAAAAAUAACUGUUCUCCGUUUCUUUUUUUGCUUACUCUAUUUUUUUUAACCUGUAAAAUUUCUUUACAGUUUUCCAAGAAAUUAAACAGUUUCAGCUAUA